AGCACACACCUGAAACUGUCACAAUGUUCCGGUGAAAUGAAAGUAACUGGUCUUUCAAACUUUGAUACUCGGCCAUUCCACCUAUUUCCCCCCACGAUAGUCAGCCGAGAGACAGAGAGGAUUGCACAACAGGAGGAUUUCUUCAUAUCUGUUCAACAGCGUUCUGCAGGCUGUUAGAGAAAAGUGAACUUUUUUUUGUAUUGCCACAGUGGGACAUCUGUACUCACUGCAACAUCUUUGAGAUUUUCUAGCAAAAAGGACAUCUGGACAAUAAGAUGUCGCUCUUGUGUUUCUCUUCUGGGUGAAUGGAUGCUGCUUCGAUACUGACUGAGGCCUGAGGAUGAUAGCUGGAUAUACACAGUCAGGUAUCAUCUGCAUAUUGGGAAUAAACAGAAAUGUGGAUUUUAUUUUUGGCUUUGUCCUAAUUGUGAAGCAAAACUGGAUGUCUAAGGCAACAUGUGGACAAGAGCAUGACUUUGCUGACUUUGUCAAACAAGUCAAAAAAGCAGAGGUAUUUAAAGAAUGUAUUUAAUUGUCAGUAAUGUCGGUGAGGCUGUUUUAUCCCCGGGGAGGACCCGGAGAGCAGAAGCUUCUGGGUGUGGAAGCAGUGAAGACUGAUGAGGAAGAAGACUGUUUGCAGCAGCUCUCUCUCUGUCCUGCCUGCAACCAGGGGUACGACACCGUCCUGUUCCUGCCGUGCUCUCACACCAUGUGUGCUCACUGUAUAGCAGCUGCAGAGGGAACGAGAUCAGGUCAGUCUCGUUGCCGCGGCGUCGACCCGACGGUCUGCUCUGUGCCGUGCCCACGCUGUCGACAUCCUGUGGAGCUGCCAUGCUGGACCUGGUCUUCUGCUACUUCCUGUCUCCCAAAGCAUGCCACCUUCAGCGGGGACACAGACAGGAAGGAGGGAGCAUCUGAAGAUCACCCUCAACAUGUGCAGGGGAACUCAUACUGCCGGGAUUCAGGUGACGUGACGGCACAGACCUGUUUACAUGGCUCCAAUACUGCCAGUUCCUCAGCAGCACCAGUGGAUGGCGUCGUAGACUUGCGAGAGGAGGAGAUGGAGCAGUCUGUCUUCGGACUAUGUUUUGCUCUGGACCCUUCAACUAUCCCUCCAUCCCUCCAUCUUUCCAACUCCUCCCUCACCGUCACCCACCAAGGAGAGAGCCCUCAUCCAGACGACAAGGCCAGGCGAUCAACUGCCUCUGACCCCUGGGCUACGCCGGCCCUCCCCCAGGUCUGCGCUGAUGUUGUCAUUGCACGGGGACAGUAUUACUGGGAGGUGGACGUCUGCAACAGCUCCGUCUACAGGAUCGGUGUCAGCUCACUGGAUGGUUCUGGCGGCUGGUGGCUUGAAAGACAAGGCCCGUCUUUUUGUGCCGUGUAUGAUGGGAGCCAUGAGCCGCUGUGCUCUGUCCCGCCUCAGGUCAAAACCCUCGGGGUCUUCCUGAACAUCGGAGGGGGGGCCCUGAGCUUCCACAACGCUCUGACCCGGGAGCACCUAGCCACCUUGCCUACUCGCUUUAACCCGGUCGGAGUCCUCCCGGCUCUGGGCCUGGGCCAGGGUCGACUGAGGCUGCGCUGCGGCCUCCCACCUCCUCCUCACGUGUUCCUCAGUAAGGACUCGGCCUACAGGGGACCUUGCUUUGCCAGCGGGGGCCGGUGGCGCAGGGAGAUUGCCUUCCAGUCGGUGAGGAAAGUGAUACAGAAGUUUGAGGAGCUGGCUGUGUCGGACUCAGACUCGGGCCUGGUGUCCAGUUUCGGAUCGUCCUGCUCUACCUUGGCUUCCCUUCCAGAUCCGGGCACUCUUGGGAUGUUUCCCUCUGGGCAAGCAGGACAGGAAACCGCAGCUGAAUAA
Molecule: messenger RNA, 1858 nt
Organism: Anarrhichthys ocellatus (wolf-eel)
Lineage: Eukaryota; Metazoa; Chordata; Actinopteri; Perciformes; Anarhichadidae
Exons: 6
Coding region: 542-1858 (438 amino acids)
Source: RefSeq, a predicted model, not a curated record